UCACGAAUGCACAACAGUCGAGCACUCCUCGGUUUCCAGUCGGGCGGAAACACGAAUUCCCCCAAGCCAACUGCCUCAGCAACUCAUUCUGUCCUGUCGGACGGUCUUCCACAACCCCAGAGCCAACUGGCCAGCUCCACAAACUCAUGCUUCGAGUCGUCGCAUGUGUCGGCAGAAAUGACUCAUCUGUCGGUUGGUAGCGGGCAUUUCAGGAUCCCAAUUGAUCGCGACCUAUCGCAGUUGCGUUGGCGCCAACAACAUGAACCGAUUGGACAAAAUCCACCUUCUUUUGCUUGCAUGAACCGUCCUGUACCCACCCGACCCGUAGAGCGUGGUUACCGCGACCUGCUUUCCGCUCUGGCCGCGGGCAUUCACCUGGUACGGUUGAACCAUAAUCCGCAACAGCUGUCGGCUCCGUACACCUCGUUCACCUCGUCCACCCUUUCCGUUGUGUGA
This is a messenger RNA of Protopolystoma xenopodis, 456 nucleotides long. NCBI's taxonomy places the organism in Eukaryota, Metazoa, Platyhelminthes, Monogenea, Polystomatidea, Polystomatidae. The record is from the annotation of a GenBank genome assembly.